This is a messenger RNA of Mesorhabditis belari, 480 nucleotides long. The record is from the annotation of a GenBank genome assembly. NCBI's taxonomy places the organism in Eukaryota, Metazoa, Nematoda, Chromadorea, Rhabditida, Rhabditidae.
AUGACGAACCCAAAGGGUACACGACGCGGAACGCGCUACAUGUUCGCGAAGGCGUUCAAGAAGCACGGAAUUGAGCACCUUUCCACCUACUACAAAAGCUACAAACGAGGAGACAUCGUCGACGUCUUGGGAAAUGGUGCCUUCCAGAAGGGAAUGCCACACAAGGUCUACCAUGGAAAGACGGGCCGCAUCUUCAACGUCACCAGACACGCCGUCGGAGUGGUCGUCAACAAACGAGUCCGUGGAAACAUCAUCCCGAAGCGGAUCAACGUCCGAAUCGAGCAUGUGAGACAAUCCCGUUGCCGUCUCGAUUUCCUCAAGCGUGUCAAUGAGAACGAUCAAGCACGGAAAGAGGCCAAGGCCGCCAACAAGCCCGUUCCCGUUUUGAAGCGCCUCCCCAAAGGACCACGUCCCGCUCACACCGUCAAAGUCGCUGAUUGCACAGAAACUCUUGCGCCUCUUCGAUACGAGAUCAUUGCU